Postia placenta MAD-698-R-SB12 is the source of this 4998-nucleotide messenger RNA. RefSeq lists its product as hypothetical. The transcript is spliced from 21 exons. The record is from RefSeq and is a predicted model, not a curated record. Gene Ontology annotation, biological process: actin cytoskeleton organization. Gene Ontology annotation, molecular function: actin binding; small GTPase binding. Lineage: Eukaryota; Fungi; Basidiomycota; Agaricomycetes; Polyporales; Adustoporiaceae. Bases 1 to 4998 code for a protein of 1665 amino acids.
AUGGCGGAUGGCCCAUUGAUCGUGCCUACGCUUCUCGCCUCCGGGACUCUGCACUUCGCCACUAUUCAGUCUACUGGGACUACUCAGGAUGUCAUAGAUUCUCUGCUCUUGCAGCAGGAGGUGGCGUCGGAGAUCUUGGGGGACUUGGAACAAUAUGGUUGGGCCUUGCAACGCGUACGGAAAGAACCCAAUGGUCGUCAGUGGGAGGAAGAGGAGUUAGAAGAGCUUGGAAAUGGUAUCCUGCCACCAUCCACACGCGUAGCUCCGCUGCUCAACUCCCCAUCUGCCUCUGCUAGCUCGGAGAGGCAUUUCUCAGCAUUUCCGCUCACGUCGCAUCUACAUGUGCCUGUGCUCCGUUUGGUUUCAUUACAUCCGUUCCUUGUACUAACAUGCACAUUCCUACGUGUCCCUGAGAUCCAUGACGGAUUCCAAUGGAAGUCUUUCAUCUCCAGAUCCACCACUGUCCGCGAUGCGCUCGACGCGAUCAUCACAGAGCUUGGUCUCACGAAAUCCCUGCCUGUUCCUGGCGGCGGGAUCUUGGAGUAUGUACUGGAAGAAGUAUGGACAUUCGAUGACGCCGAAAAGUCGUCCCGGUUGUCUUCUGCUAGCACACUAUCCAGCCUCAUUGAGUGUUCCUCCGACCGUAACCCUUUCCCGCCCUCAGCGUCAUCAGUAGCGCACACAUUCAGGUUCUGCGUCCCUGACGAAUGGUAUCGCCGAUCGAAGUCUCGGUCCGUUUCUACGACCUCCACGGAACCUUCAGAGGACACAAUUAGACGUCUUGCAGAUAUGGAGGAAGAGGAAGAGAGUGGAGAAUCCGGAGGUACAGCGAAGCAAAAGGCUGAUUCCGGCUCAGAGCCAGAUCUUCGCACUCCUACUUCUGGGUUCAGUGCUCCGACGGAUUGGCGAAGCUCAAUAUCGCAGAAUAGGUUUUCUAGUAUGUUUGAAAGCUGGAUACGUCCCACAAGCCCGACCGCCGAAACUACGGCAAUUCCGGUUGAGAGGAAAGUUGUCAGCGAUCCCCGUCUAAUGGACCGCACUAGCCGCGACCUCGGAUCCACAGGCGUACCGACCGAAGGAGAUGCAGGUGCGAACGAUGUCGACCCUGGCGAAUUUGAGGAGAUGCUUGACGAGCUAGGGCUCAAGGCUUCCAGCCGCGACGCUAUGUAUCGCCUGCCACCCGAGCAGAAGCGAUACCUCCUCCAAAACAACAAGGAAGUUCGCGCAUCAAUGUUAUAUAAGGCGACUGCCACUCGCAGUAAGCUUGGCCAUGCCACACAGCCAUCCACGUACGGCCCUACAAGUGCCGCAGGUUUGUUGCCCCGCUUAGUCCCGCAGCUGACUGGUGACUCGGGGAUUAUGAAGCGAUUCUCGAUCGCUGGAUGGGGGAGCGGUACAUCUUCACCCACGGCAAGCAUCGUGGAGGCGAGUCGCAAUAGCGGUGAAUACGAUACCAGGAGGAGGGAUUCUGUCGUUUCAGCCAACCCGCCCUUGGAUAAGCCGACGGAGCCGUCGACUCCUGUCGUCCAGCCACAGAGCACAGGUGGCCUCUGGAGCAGCUGGUGGUCGUCCUCGGGCGGCGAAAAAAGCUUGGCGUCAGGCGCACCGAAACAAGUAGAGAAGACUGCUAAGUGGUUCGCUGACGGCAUCCGCAACGGGAGGUCGACGGACUCUAAGCUCGUGAAGCAUCUCAUCGCGCUGCGAGUCCAUCUGUCGACUACAAACCUGGUGUGGAUAGAAGAUUUCAUGGAUGUGGAGAAGGGGAUGGGCGCGCUUAGCAAAUUGCUCUCGACCCUAGUGGGCAAAGGCGGCAAGAGGAAGAAGCUAACUGACAUCGAGGACACUGUCUUGCUGGAAGUUAUCAAGUGCCUCAGAGUGCUCUUAAAUACGGAGCCCGGGUUUAGCGAAGUCCUUUCAGCGCCUACACUCAUUACUCACAUCGCAUAUUCUCUCCAUGGAUCGUCCGUUAAAUUACGAAUACUUACGUCAGAGGUUCUUGCAGCCAUUUGCGUUCUCUCACUCAGAGAAGGGCAUAAAGCGGUGCUAUCCGCUUUGUCUGACUAUCGCGUCGAGUUCGAGGAGCCAUUUCGCUUUCAAGAACUCAUCGCCUCGCUCCAGCUCCCUGAGGUCACAGACGACGGCGUCACCGUAGGAGAGUUUGGAUAUAGCAACGAUGAAGAGGGCGUCUGGGAGGCCCGAACCGCAUCAAUGGCGCUCAUCAAUGCCCUAACAAACUGUCCGGCUGCGCUCGAGGAACGGAUCUUACUCCGAGAAGAGUUUGGCCGGCGUGGUUUGAACGAAGUCAUCGUCACGUUACGCUACAUCAAACCGCCAGAAUCUUUAGUUACUCAACUCGAUGUGUACACUGAAGAGAAGUUCGAAGAUGAGGAGGACAUGCGCGAGCGGGCACGGAACCUCGUCGAUCGGGAAGGCGCGCAACAACAUUCUGAACCCGUGCUGGAGGAGCUCCUGCAUCUCGCUGGUGAACAUGAGAUGCUUUACCCUACCCUUGUAGAGAUCAUAUCGCGCUUAUCGAGGGUCUUCCGGAGCGAAAUCGAUAGUCAGCUAAGGGCGGAAAUUCUCGACAUCAUCAACUUGUUCAUACAGGAAGCUGUCGAUAUCCAGGAUUUUGGAGAUAGUUGGUUACCCCUCUUGAACCGAUUUGCGGCUUCUGUACGGCACAUCACUGGGCAAGAACUUGAAGUCCAGGCUACUCUGGAUGGCCAUGGAUCCAUCGUGUCAGAAGAGCUCGACAUCCUUCGCAAUAAAGUCGACGAGUUGAGCGGAGAGCGGACCGCUCUCCAGAGCCAAUUCGAGCAACAGACUGCAGAGCUCAAUACUUUGCGAUCUAUUGGUUCUCAACCUCCUACCGUAAACGGGAGAGGUGCUGGAAGGGGUGGUUCAGAGAGCUUCCACGGCCUCGUGCAACGGCUUGUGCAAAAGGAGAAGCAUGUUUUGCAAUUACAGACGGAACUUGACCGACUGAAAGCGUCGAAUCCUGCUGAGGGAAAAGAACCUGAUGAUCGUGCCAAGCGUGAGCGUGAUCGGGUGAAGUGGAAUACGCUGAUGGAGGAGAUUACCAAACUGAAGGUGCAGCAUGGCGACUAUGAAGCAUCUAUUGCUAGCAAGGACAAGGAGAUCAUCUACUUGAAGCGUGCCUUGGAGUCUGUUUAUUCUCGCUUCCGCUCACGGGAAGAUAAUCGUGAAUCUGAACUCGAUGCUGAGGUGAUGGCGACCCGCGCUAUCAAUAGUCUAAGUCAAAAGGACGAACAAAUAGCGGACCUUCAAGCACAGAUCGAAAUCCUGAAGGCUCAGCUAGCAGAGAAGCCGAAGUUCAUUACAGAGACCGACUUCAAACGACAAGUGGCUCCCCCUCCCCCACCACCAGCGAGGCCGAAGCAUGCGCCGACCGUUUCCUCGACAAUGGAAUUAGUAGAAAGUGCAAAAUCAACACAUGCUGCGAACCUACUUCCAUCGUCGGUGCCAUCCUCAACUGUAGUGCCGCCGCCGCCGCCGCCUCCACCUCCUCCUUUCCCUCCUCCCCCACCGCCGCCUCCGCCUCCACCACCACCUCCACCUUCUGCCCCUCUUUCUGGGAUUGCGCCCCCUCCUGGCGCACCUCCGCCCCCACCUCCACCCAGUGCCUAUAAAAGUCGCGCUCCCCGAGCUGUCAAGCCAGAAAAACGACUGAAGCCGUUCUUCUGGAACAAGUUGACAAGUCCCUCCUUGGCUUCUACAGUUUGGAAUGACAUUUCCGCCAACUUUGCAUUCGACUUGGCCGACCUAGAAGCGACAUUCGCAGUAGACAAUUUGCCUUCGAGCACUUUGUUGUCGCCCUUGUCGUCUCCGAGAAAGCAGUCCGUCACCACUCUACUCGACAUCACUCGAGCGAAUAAUGUCGCGAUCAUGCUGUCCCGCAUCAAACUCGAGUUACCUGAGAUCAGUGCUGCCCUUUUAGCAAUAGAUGAUCAAAAGCUGUCUAUCGAUCAACUUAAGGCUAUCAGCAGACAAUUGCCUACGGCUGAGGAGAUCACACACCUGAAAGACUUCGACGAUGUCAGCAAGUUGACGAAGGCGGACCAGUUCUUCCAUCAGAUCAUGACUAUUCCGAGGUUGUCAGAACGACUCCAGUGCAUGUUGUACCGCCGAAAGCUCGAUCUCGAGAUUGAAGAGACCAGGCCCGAAUUGAAUAUCGUUCGAAAUGCCUCGUACGAGUUGCGCUCGUCGCCUAGGUUCAAGAAGGUCUUGCAGGCCGUAUUAGCUGUGGGUAAUGCCCUCAAUGGGUCCACUUUCAGAGGUGGAGCUCGAGGAUUUCAACUUGACGCAUUGACGAAGCUGAGAGAGACCAAGACCGCGAAGGGAGGGCCUGACUGCCCCACACUAUUGCAUUACCUCGCGAAAGUGCUGCUCCGAAGUGAUCCAGCUCUAGUCACGUUUAUUGAAGAUAUGCCCCAUGUAGAGGCGGCAGCACGGGUUUCCGUUCAAACAAUAACCGCGUCUGUCCAUGGAAUGGUGGAUGGCCUAAAGCGAGUCUCAGAGGAACUCACGAUCCUCCAGAAGACACGGCUUCCCGCGGGGGAUAAUUUUAUCAUGGUGAUGCAGCCAUUUGUCAAACAAACGAGUGCUAGCGUGGACGCCUUGAAGAACAUGGCUAACGCCCUGGAGAAUGAGCUGCGAUCACUACUUUUAUUCUACGGAGAGAAUCCAGAUUCGCCUGAUGCACCGAAACCAGAAGACUUCUUCGGCUUGGUCCUGAGCUUCUCAUCGUCCAUUCAGAAAGCCGCUUUGGAGGUACACGAUACGGAGGAGAAGCGCGUGCCUCCAUCCUCUACACUCAGCAUCCCGGAGGAGCCAUCUACUGGACCAUCUGUUGGCCGCGGUGAUCUGGACCAAGCCAUCCGGAGCAUGCGUAAGGGCCAGCGCAGGACUCGUACUCUGAACAGGCCUUUGAGCAAGAUCUUCGUCGAUGGCGCGCGGACUAGUCGCAUCUAUGAAUAA